GGUUUGCGGCGCCAGGACAAGCAGGCAGCCUGCCUUAGCACCCCCACUGCACUGCUGACUGGGAGCUGACGGAGGCAGCGCGGGGCCCCCAAGAUGGCGGAAGCUCAUCAGGCCGUGGCCUUCCAGUUCACGGUGACCCCCGAGGGUGUCGAUGUCCAGCUGAGCCGUGAGGCCCUCAAGCAGAUCUACCUGUCCGGGGUCGCCUCGUGGAAGAAACGCUUUGCCCGCAUCAAGAACAGCAUCCUGACUGGCGUGUACCCCGCCACCCCCUCCAGCUGGCUGGUGGUUGUCAUGGCGACGGUGAGCUCCAUGUACUGCCGCAUUGACCUGUCCAUGGGCCUGAUCUGCCACAUCAGGCGGUACCUGCCCAGCUGCCGCUACCUCAGCUUCCAGCACCGGACCCUGCUGAGCGCCGCGCUCUUCUCCACAGGGGUCUGGCUCUCGGGGAUCCUGCUCUGCCGGCAGUCUCUCAAGCUGCUGCUCUCCUACCAUGGCUGGAUGUUCGAGCCCCACGGCAAGAUGAGCUGGAGCACCAGGGUCUGGGUGGCUCUAGUGAAGGUGAUGUCUGGCCGCAAUCCCAUGCUCUACAGCUUCCAGACCUCUCUGCCCAAGCUGCCAGUUCCCAGCGUGGAGGCCACAAUCCGUAGGUACCUGGAGUCCGUGCACCCGCUGCUGAAGGAUGAGAAGUACCACGAGAUGGAAGUCCUGGCCCAAGCCUUCCAGCAGCACACAGCUCCCAGGCUGCAGAAGUACCUGGUCCUCAAAUCUUGGUGGGCAACCAACUAUGUGAGCGACUGGUGGGAGGAGUAUGUCUACCUGCGCGGACGAGGCCCCAUCAUGGUCAACAGCAACUACUACGCCAUGGAUUUCCUGUACGUGACACCCAGCCCCCUGCAGGCAGCCCGGGCCGGCAACUUCGUGCACUCCAUCCUGCUCUAUCGGCGGAAGCUGGACCGCGAGGAGAUCCCCCCGGUGAUGGCGCUCGGCAUCGUGCCAAUGUGCUCCUUCCAGAUGGAGAGAAUGUUCAACACCACCCGCAUCCCCGGGCUGGAGUCAGACACCCUGCAGCACCUGUUGGACAGCAAGCACCUGGCCGUCUACCACAAGGGCCGCUUCUACAAGCUGUGGCUGUACCAGGGCGGGAAGCUGCUGAAGCCGCGGGACCUGGAGCUGCAAUUCCAGAGGAUCCUGGACGACCAGUCGCCCCCGCAGCCUGGGGAGGAGAAGCUGGCGGCACUCACUGCUGGAGAAAGGGUCCCGUGGGCCGAAGCCCGGGCCAGGUUCUUCAGCCAAGGGAAGAACAAGGUGUCUCUGGACGCCAUCGAGCGGGCUGCCUUCUUCCUGGCACUGGACGAGGAGGCGCACGGGUACGAGCGGGGCAGGGAGGAUAGCAUGGAUGGCUACGCCAAGUCCCUGCUGCAUGGCCGCUGCUACGACAGGUGGUUCGACAAAUCCUUCACCUUGGUCGUGUAUAAGAACGGCAAAGUGGGCACCAACGCGGAGCAUGCGUGGGCCGACGCACCCAUCAUGGGGCAUCUCUGGGAGUUCGCGCUGGGGACAGACAAAUUCCACCUUGGCUACAGCGAGGGGGGGCAUUGCUGUGGGGAGCCCAGCGCAGCCAUGGCCCCUCCCCAGAGGCUGCAGUGGGACAUUCCAGAGGAGUGCAGGAAGGUUAUCGACAGCUCCUACCGCGUGGCCAAGGCACUGGCAGACGACGUGGAUUUCCACUGUUUCCAAUUCUCCAAUUUCGGGAAGGGCCUGAUCAAGCGAUUCAAGAUCAGCCCCGACGCCUUCAUCCAGAUCUCGCUGCAGCUGGCUCACUUCUGGGACAAGGGCAGCUUCUGCCUCACCUACGAGGCGUCCAUGACGCGUCUCUUCCGGGAGGGCAGAACUGAGACAGUGAGAUCCUGCACCAGGGAGUCCAUAGCAUUCGUACGGAGCAUGAUGGACCCGGCCCGGGGCCAGCUGGAGCGUCUGCAGCUCUUCCAGGUGGCAGCAGAGAAGCACCAGCAAAUGUAUCGUCUGGCCAUGACAGGCGCUGGCAUUGACCGACACCUCUUCUGCCUCUAUGUGGUCUCCAGGUACCUGGGGGUGGAGUCGCCCUUCCUGGCGCAGGUGCUGGCUGAGCCCUGGCGUCUGUCCACCAGUCAGACUCCCCAGCAACAGAUCAAAAUGUUUGAUAUGGAGAAGAACCAGGAUCUCGUCUCUUCCGGAGGUGGCUUUGGCCCAGUGGCUGACGACGGAUACGGCGUCUCGUACAUCAUUGCUGGCGAGAACCUGAUCACCUUCCACAUCUCCAGCAAGUUCUCCAGCCCCGAAACGGACUCCAGACGGUUCGGGAGGAACAUCCGCCAGGCCAUGCUGGACAUCGCAGACCUCUUCAACGUUCCUGCCAACAAGGUGGCCAACUGACCCUGCACCACAAGAGGGGCGAAGGCCCCUGUGCCGGAAGAGUGUGAGGCUGGCCCCAGGGUGGAGAGCGUGGCCCCAGAACACCGGGCGAGCUGGCGGGGCUGCCCCUCCGGUGCCAGCGCUCGCCCUGCAGUAGGUCCCUGCCGUUCGGAGCCCACCCGGCCAGCCACGGGGACCUGGGGACCCACAAAGCUGUGGGAACGGGUGCGGGAGAUGUCCUCCCUCAAUAUUACUGAUAAAGAAGGCUGUUUGUGUAAUGCCAACCUGGCUGC
Molecule: messenger RNA, 2684 nt
Organism: Gopherus evgoodei (Goodes thornscrub tortoise)
Lineage: Eukaryota; Metazoa; Chordata; Testudines; Testudinidae
Gene: CPT1B
Product: carnitine palmitoyltransferase 1B
Exons: 19
Coding region: 94-2412 (772 amino acids)
Biological process (GO): fatty acid metabolic process; carnitine metabolic process
Cellular component (GO): mitochondrion
Molecular function (GO): carnitine O-palmitoyltransferase activity
Source: RefSeq, a predicted model, not a curated record